Molecule: messenger RNA, 252 nt
Organism: Sparassis crispa
Lineage: Eukaryota; Fungi; Basidiomycota; Agaricomycetes; Polyporales; Sparassidaceae
Exons: 2
Coding region: 1-252 (83 amino acids)
Source: RefSeq, a predicted model, not a curated record
AUGCGCAUUCUCCGAAAAUUUGGGACGCGGUGGGAUUCUGUACUCCCGGAACUACAUGCGAAGACAACAGGCGACAUAGACGUUUGUAAAAUACAAACUACCCGUUACCCGAGUGAUGAUAUCUCAUCAAACUUCAAAUCUCGAACAUUCUAUGUUCUCCUUUAUGCGGUGUCAUUCCCGGAUAUCAUCGUAGUCACUCCUCCUGGGCGCUCGACCAUACUCGCGCAGAUACCGGACAACGAACAACAGUAA